This is a messenger RNA of Chelonus insularis, 2318 nucleotides long. RefSeq names its product EGF receptor activation regulator Star (gene S). Lineage: Eukaryota; Metazoa; Arthropoda; Insecta; Hymenoptera; Braconidae. The record is from RefSeq and is a predicted model, not a curated record. The transcript is spliced from 6 exons. Bases 691 to 1638 code for a protein of 315 amino acids.
AGGGAGAGAAGCGGGUGUGACUCAUGGUGGCUUGAAUUUUAAGUGUGAGAGUAACAGAGAGGAUUCAAGAUAUUUCUACUAUACCUGACAAAGAGAGAAGAUUAAAAGCAUUGUACUCUACGACCGUCAUGCCGCAUGCGUUCCAGGUGCUGUGGUUAUAAACCGUCAGUUGGGUUUCAUACGACUCUUAGACUCAUAUUGGGUCUUUAUUUAGUUUAUUUCAAUAAUUUAGCAUCUAAAUUAAAAUUUUAUUAACUAUUUUAUUGUAAAAAAUAGUCAAACAUUGAUGUAAAUAGCUGUGAAAUGAAAAAAAUAUUAUAAGCGAUCUCAAUUAAAUAAAUUAUCAGAGCCUAAAUAAUUCUAAGUCUUCAAAGUGUCUUGUGAUAUUUCUUAAAUUAAAUUUUAUUAAUUAAAUUACCUUGUGUACAUUCGGAAAGUUACUGAUUCAUCAACGAGGGACAGUUGUAAUUAUACUGGCGUCUGUUUCAAUUACUUGAUCAUUUAGAAUAUUGGAGCUGCUAAAAUAGUUGAUUGGUUGUGUGUAAAGAUUGUACAGAACAGCCCUAUGGCCAGCGAAAGCCUAACAAUUCACACCUUGUCUAACGUUUGAUAAUAAUAUUUCAAACGACUGUGAGAGUGGAAAAUCAGGAUUUUGUUUAUUCUUUCAAAAUAACAAACAAAAAAAACAUAAUGGCUGGAAUGGGUAUCCCACAGAUUCCUUCAGUUGCUGGAACAACAGCACCUUUACCAGUGACAUCAAUUUCUCUUGGAAGUAGUCAUAAAAAAAGUUGGUGGCGCAGAGUGGCUCCUUGUCUAGCAUUUUUAGCAGCAUUUUCAACAGCAAUGGCUUUACUGCUGAUCUGGAGUGAAGCAGCAGCACUUCGGAGGCAAGCAUUUGAUGCUAACAUGACAAGAGAUUACAUACUUACAAGUGUAUCUAUGGAUAAUCCUCAACUAGUGGCUUACAUUCGUGAAGUACAAUUCAAAAAAACAACUCAUCAAGAUACUCAUAAUGUAUCAGAAACGCCUGAUGAAAAGACUCUUGUUACUCUUCUACAGGGUAAACGUAACGGUGUUUACCUUGAAUAUAUUAAUCGACCUGGUGCUGUAUUAACUACGUCAUGGUUAGAAGCCAAGUAUGGUUGGAGAGGAGUAUUAGUGCUUACAGAUUUCAGAUCGUUCUUUGAAGUCCGCAGAAGCAAUAGAAAUCCAUUAACGAGAGUUUUACAUGCUUGCUUAAGUACUGAUAAAGAUACUAAAGAGAUAACUUAUCACCAGGAGUCAGAAGUUCGGGUGACAAAAUUAGGUGAAGGCCCAAACAGUUUGAUUUUCUCUGAUGAGGGACCUCCUACUGCAAGACUCAAGUGCUUCCCUUUAUAUAGUGUUCUUCUUGCGUAUAAUCAAACAACUAUCGACUAUCUAAACUUGGAUAGUACUGAUGUAUCUGAUAUACAAGUGCUUGAUACAAUUCCUUGGGAAAAUGUACAAAUAAACUUCAUUACUAUUCGUUGGAGUAAUCAUCAUACUGAAGCAGAUUUCAAAGCUCUUUUGGAAAAAUUAAGUGCAAGAAAAUACAGGUUUAUUCAACCAAUGGAACCUGGAAAAUUGAUAUUUAUGUACUCGAGAGUGAAAAAGUAAACGUUGAUCUGAAGAUAAAAGAAAGGAUCUUCAUGCCAGUUUAUUUUGUAGAUAUUUUACUACGAUAAUCCUCUGAGGAUAAAAGAAAAUGAAUUAAUUGGUACAUAAUUUUUUUCUUUUUUUUUAUGAGUAAAUCUUAGUUGAUUUAUUUUUAGCAGUAAAAAUGGUGAUAUAGAAAAAUUUUUGGUGCCCUGGCUGUAAUUAUCAACAUUACAUUGUAUUUUAGUAAUCAUUUGUAUUUUAUUUUAAUGCUACUUAUUCAACAUUUAUAGCUUUCUGUUCUUCUAUCUAUUUAGUAUGAAAAUAUUUCAUAAUCAUUUUCACAGUUAAAAAGCUGUGAGUUACCAGUAAACUAUGAAAUGAAACUUAAGGGCCUUAUUAAUGUUUAAGUAAAUAUUGAAGCACUAAACGACCUGUGAAAUAUUGUUUUUUAAUCUUUAUUAAAUGAUAAUUUUUUUUAUCAAUUAAAGCUUUAUAAAAACCAUAUUCAUUAAUUACAUAAAAUUUUUUUAUAGAAAUAUUAAAGAACGAUAGUUCUUCAAAUUUACAUAGUAAGAUUAAAUAAAAAAAUAUUUCAUAGGUUGAUGAAUAUUUUCAUAGAUAAAUUGUAAAAUAAAUUACAGGCUAGAACAGAAUUGAUACAUCUGUCUAGAAGAGUAUAAUGUGAUCUUUAUAAAUUA